Esox lucius (northern pike) is the source of this 2538-nucleotide messenger RNA. It is a transcript of the gene notum2, whose product is annotated as notum pectinacetylesterase 2. The record is from RefSeq and is a predicted model, not a curated record. NCBI's taxonomy places the organism in Eukaryota, Metazoa, Chordata, Actinopteri, Esociformes, Esocidae. Bases 162 to 1649 code for a protein of 495 amino acids. Gene Ontology annotation, molecular function: hydrolase activity. The transcript has 13 exons.
CCCCGAAGAAGCAAACCGGCCGUCCUGUCCAGGAGCCACCUGCCCAACCCAGCCCUCACAGGAGCACAGCAAGAGUUACACCGCUGCUCCGUCGCGCCCAAGGAUCCAUCAUCACACGUGACCUUCUUCAGGACGGGAUACUGCGAGGGGCCGGAUUGGCUAUGAAGCUCUUGGGCCAUGUGGCUUAUCUGCUGCUGUUAGGAGGGAUCUGUUGCCAGAACAACCGCAACGUCAAACCCAGCAGCAAAACUACCAAGAAGGUCCUGGGGAACCAGAACCAGGGAACCGAUGCCGUCCAGUCAGCCCCGGAAGAAGAGCCCCACCCUGGGCCAGUGGUGCUGGGCAAGGAUGGUAACUCCGGAGGACGGUCUGCAGCUACAGAUGACAUGAAGCUGUUCUUCCUCAAGAACGCCCAGGUCACGUGCAACGACGGAACAGCGGCGGGGUUUUACCUAAAGGAGUUCAAAGGAAGCAAGCGAUGGCUGAUAUUUCUGGAAGGUGGUUGGUGCUGCUUCAAUAAAGAAUCCUGCGAUACCAGAUAUAAAAAUAUCCCCCGACUCAUGAGCUCAUCCGACUGGCCCCAAACGCGCAAAGGAAGUGGGAUAUUGUCGGCCCAGACUGAAGAAAACCCUCACUGGUAUAACGCUAAUAUUGUAUUCAUCCCAUACUGCUCCAGCGACGUGUGGAGUGGCACUGGGCCUGCCGCCACCAAGGAGAAGAGAGUCCAAGGGAAGGAGAAGGAGAAAGACAAGGACGACUACACCUUUAUGGGUUCACUGAUCAUCCGUGAGGUUAUCAAGGACCUCGUCCCCAAAGGCAUCAAACUAGCCAAGGUUGUAAUGCUGGCAGGCACGAGUGCUGGAGGGACAGGAGUGCUACUGAACAUUGAGAGGGUGUCCAGUCAGUUGGAGCAGCUGGGGGCGGAGGCCCAGGUUCGAGGCCUGGUGGACUCAGGCUGGUUUCUGGAGAGUAAACAGCAAAAGGUUCCCAACUGCCCGGACAACGUUUCCUUCUCUCCUGUAGACUCCAUCAAGAGGGGACUCAAGCUUUGGAACGGCGUCGUCCCAGACAAGUGUCAGCAGCAGUAUAAGAAAGGAGAGGAGUGGCAGUGCUUUUUUGGCCACAAACUCUAUACCUCCUUGACCGCCCCUCUGUUUGUGGUGCAGUGGUUAUUUGACGAGGAACAGCUGAGAGUGGAGAACAUCUACCUGGGAGGUCAGACCCUGUCGGAGCAGCAGUGGACCUACAUACAGAACCUGGGGAAGGAGCUGAAGAACUCCCUCAAAGACGUCACCGCGGUUUUUGCCCCCUCAUGCUUGUCCCACACACUGAUCACCAAAAGUAACUGGAUGACGUUCCAAGUUAAGGGAACCUCCCUCCCUCGUGCUCUGCAGUGCUGGGAUAAGAGUUUCCAAGAGGCCAACCGCAACAGCAAAACCCAGCUGAAGGGCUGUCCCUUCAACCUGAUCGACACCUGCCAGUGGCCCCAAUGCAACCCCACCUGCCCGGCCCUGGUGGACCAGGCAACCCAACAGGAGCUCACCUUGCUCCAGAUGUUAGUCGGCAUGGGUCUGGACCUCCAGAAACUCGGCCUCGAGCCCCAGAGGGACGGUAGCUCUUUGACUAGCAUGGCCAGUAACGGUGGCUAAGACGUGGAAGUGUAGAAGCCCGUUCUCUGGCUUUAGCAAAGGGGAUCUUUUUUUUUUGAAUGAGUUACGACGUAACCGUAAAAGGUAGAGAAUCUGGUUACUUGUCUUGUGCUGCUCAGCCAUUCCAUUGUGCUCCACUGUUACCUUGGUGUCUUGACCGGUGGGGAUGUCUGUCUGUGCCGAUGUAGCUUGACCUCCAGGGUCCCUCGUCUGGACAGUUGAACGGGAGGAAGAGGGAUUCCAGUUUCCAGCUGGAGUGUCUCCUACUCCGGGGAGAAGGGUGGGAUAACUGUGGGACAUUUUCAUCCGACUUACGUGUGCUUUACAUGACUUCAUCCACAGAAACACUUCAUGAAGUGACACUGGCUGCUUUUGAGGGGUUUUUUGAAUAAGCUAUUGGCUACACAUGAAUUGUGGGGUAUUGGUGCAGAGCUGUCGUCAGCUUUGUAUCUGAGCUCGAACAGAGUGAAAGAAUGAUGGACUGUUUUGCCAGGUCACUUGAAUUAAUUACCACCAUUGAAAUGUGUAACCCCCCAACCCCCUAUAUAUACACACACCACACACACACCACACACACACCACACACACACACACACCACACACAGUCUAUGGUUUAUAUUGCCAAUAUUUUUACUGCUGCUGCUAUAACUUUGACUUUUUAGAGAAAUAUAUAUGCAUGUAAAGUGAGGGAUGUUUGAUCUUUCCAAAUGGAGGGUGACAGACAUAUUUUAUAAAGUGGUAUAUUAUCAAGCGAGGAUUUUGAUUGCCUGUUUCUUUCUUUGAUUGUGCCUUUGAAGUGUGUUUCAAACUAAUACAUCUUUCCAUGGACACUUUGAACAAGUGAUGUUUCCUCUUUAAAAAAGCUGUCUGCCUUUAUUGCUCAGCUAAA